UCAAGUCCAUUGCGCUACCUUUUGGUCUAUUGGAGCACAUGUUAUACGUCGGUAAUCGUGCUGUCGCCGUGGGUUUCGGCAGACAAAGAGAUGGAGCCUUCGAGGAUGCUCUAAACGAAAUAUCUCUGGAUGUUAUAAGUAAUCAGGCAUGCUCCAGCACCUACGGAUCCAACGUUAUAAUCGAUUCCACUUUAUGUACAAGCGGUGCAGACGGUGUUGGCCCCUGUCUCGGGGACAGUGGUGGUCCCCUUGAUUAUUCCUACGAAGGCAUCAGAUAUUUGAUCGGUGUCUCAUCGUUCGUAGCAGAUCGUGGUUGUGACGCAGGAUUAGCAGCCGGUUUUUCUCGCGUCACGUCUUUCUCCACCUGGAUACGAGUGCGACUUUAAAUAUUUCUAACUUGAAAAUAAUAUUAAAUAACAUGUUUUAAAUUCUUUUAUGUAAUAGGUAGAAGUAUUUUACAUUAUA
This is a messenger RNA of Pieris napi, 465 nucleotides long. Its product is annotated as collagenase-like. The transcript has 3 exons. NCBI's taxonomy places the organism in Eukaryota, Metazoa, Arthropoda, Insecta, Lepidoptera, Pieridae. The record is from RefSeq and is a predicted model, not a curated record. Gene Ontology annotation, molecular function: serine-type endopeptidase activity. Gene Ontology annotation, biological process: proteolysis. Bases 39 to 386 code for a protein of 115 amino acids.